Messenger RNA from Piliocolobus tephrosceles (Ugandan red Colobus), 2001 nucleotides. RefSeq names its product choline O-acetyltransferase (gene CHAT). Gene Ontology annotation, biological process: acetylcholine biosynthetic process; neuromuscular synaptic transmission. Gene Ontology annotation, molecular function: choline O-acetyltransferase activity. The record is from RefSeq and is a predicted model, not a curated record. Gene Ontology annotation, cellular component: cytoplasm; neuron projection. NCBI's taxonomy places the organism in Eukaryota, Metazoa, Chordata, Mammalia, Primates, Cercopithecidae.
AUGUGGCCAGGCCCCAGAGAUGAAGCCCUGAGCACAGUAGGUCCACUCUGCAUCCCUGGACCAGGACUCACCAGGACGCCCAUCCUGGAAAAGGUCCCCCAUAAGAUGGCAGCAAAAACUCCCAGCAGUGAGGAGGAGUCUGGGCUGCCCAAACUGCCCGUGCCCCCCCUGCAGCAGACCCUGGCAACGUACCUGCAGUGCAUGCGACACCUGGUGCCUGAGGAGCAGUUCAGGAAGAGCCAGGCUAUUGUGCAGCAGUUCGGGGCCCCUGGUGGCCUCGGUGAGACCCUGCAGCAGAAACUGUUGGAGCGGCAGGAGAAGACAGCCAACUGGGUGUCUGAGUACUGGCUGAAUGACAUGUAUCUCAACAACCGCCUGGCCCUGCCCGUCAACUCCAGCCCCGCCGUGAUCUUUGCUCGGCAGCACUUCCCUGGCACCGACGACCAGCUGAGGUUUGCAGCCAGCCUCAUCUCUGGUGUACUCAGCUACAAGGCCCUGCUGGACAGCCACUCCAUUCCCACUGACUAUGCCAAAGGCCAGCUGUCAGGGCAGCCCCUUUGUAUGAAGCAAUACUAUGGGCUCUUCUCCUCCUACCGGCUCCCCGGCCAUACCCAGGACACGCUGGUGGCCCAGAACAGCAGCAUUAUGCCGGAGCCUGAGCACGUCAUCGUAGCCUGCUGCAAUCAGUUCUUUGUCUUGGAUGUUGUCAUUAAUUUCCGCCGUCUCAGUGAGGGGGAUCUGUUCACUCAGUUGAGAAAGAUAGUCAAAAUGGCUUCCAACGAGGACGAGCGCUUGCCUCCAAUUGGCCUGCUGACGUCUGACGGGAGGAGCGAGUGGGCCGAGGCCAGGACGGUCCUCGUGAAAGACUCCACCAACCGGGACUCGCUGGACAUGAUUGAGCGCUGCAUCUGCCUUGUGUGUCUGGAUGCUCCAGGAGGCGUGGAGCUCAGCGACACCCACAGGGCACUUCAGCUCCUUCACGGCGGAGGGUACAGCAAGAACGGGGCCAAUCGCUGGUACGACAAGUCCUUGCAGUUUGUGGUGGGCCGAGACGGCACCUGUGGUGUGGUGUGCGAACACUCCCCAUUCGAUGGCAUCGUCCUGGUGCAGUGCACUGAGCAUCUGCUCAAGCACAUGACACAGAGCAGCAGGAAGUUGAUCCGAGCAGACUCUGUCAGUGAGCUCCCCGCCCCCCGGAGGCUGCGGUGGAAAUGUUCCCCGGAAAUUCAAGGCCACUUAGCCUCCUCGGCAGAAAACCUUCAACGAAUAGUAAAGAACCUUGACUUCAUUGUCUAUAAGUUUGACAACUAUGGGAAAACAUUCAUUAAGAAGCAGAAAUGCAGCCCCGAUGCCUUCAUCCAGGUGGCUCUCCAGCUGGCCUUCUACAGGCUCCACCGAAGACUGGUGCCCACCUACGAGAGUGCGUCCAUCCGCCGAUUCCAGGAGGGACGCGUGGACAACAUCAGAUCAGCCACUCCAGAGGCACUGGCUUUUGUGAGAGCCAUGACUGACCACAAGGCUGCUGUGCUGGUUUCUGAGAAGCUUCUGCUCCUGAAGGAUGCCAUCCGUGCCCAGACUGCAUACACAGUCAUGGCCAUAACAGGGAAGGCCAUUGACAACCACCUGCUGGCGCUACGGGAGCUGGCCCGAGCCGUGUGCAAGGAGAUGCCCGAGAUGUUCAUGGAUGAAACCUACCUGAUGAGCAACCGGUUUGUCCUCUCCACCAGCCAGGUGCCCACAACCAUGGAGAUGUUCUGCUGCUAUGGUCCUGUGGUCCCAAAUGGGUAUGGUGCCUGCUACAACCCCCAGCCAGAGACCAUCCUUUUCUGCAUCUCCAGCUUUCACAGCUGCAAAGAGACUUCUUCUAGCAAGUUUGCAAAAGCUGUGGAAGAAAGUCUCAUUGACAUAAGAGACCUCUGCAGUCUGCCGCCGCCUGCCGAGAGCAAGCCAUUGGCAACAAAAGAAAAAGCCAUGAGGCCCAGCCAGGAACACCAACCUUGA